CAUGGUUUUAAUAACGGUUUCUCGUUUUGUGGGCGUGUCCUGAUGGUCCAACGGCGGCAGAGCGGUGCAUUCGGCAUUUUAAAAUUAACAAUUAACUAGCCAGCCUGAUUUAAUAGCAUCACAUACUAAGUAGCUAAAGUGAAAGUCACAAAGUCCCUGUCAGACCAGAUCUACACUCUAGGCCGACCCCUGAGUUUGUGUUCUUUGCCAGGCCUCUGUCAAUAUGGCCAACCACCAAAUGCACUUCAGCUGCUCCUUGCAGGAGCUGCGCUCCCUCAUGGAGCUAAGAGGAGAAGAGGCAGUGACCAGGAUCAAUGAGAAAUACGGAGAUGUUAACGCACUGUGUGCCAGGCUGAGAACAUCACCUGUUAAAGGUUUAAAUGGAACAUUGGAGGACAUUGUCAAAAGGAGAGAAGAGUUUGGCCAGAACCACAUCCCCCCACAAAAACCAAAGACAUUUGUGGAGCUAGUGUGGGAGGCACUGCAGGAUGUCACCCUGAUCAUCCUGAUGCUGGCAGCCAUCUUUUCACUGGCCCUGUCUUUCUACCACCCACCCACGCAUAUACGACAGAAUUGUGGCAAAGCGUCUGGUGGCGUGGAGGAUGAAGGCGAGGCAGCGGCUGGGUGGAUCGAAGGCACUGCCAUCCUGCUGUCGGUGGUCUGCGUGGUCCUGGUGACAGCCUUUAACGACUGGAGCAAAGAGAAGCAGUUCCGCGGCCUCCAGAGCCGCAUCGAGCAUGACCAGAUGUUCACCGUUGUCCGAGAGGGGCAGGUCAUCCAGAUCAAUGUGUCCGAGAUUGUCGUCGGAGACAUUGCGCAAGCCAAAUACGGUGACCUCCUCCCUGCUGAUGGCAUCCUAAUUCAGGGCAAUGAUUUGAAGAUUGAUGAAAGCUCUCUGACUGGAGAGUCGGAUCAUGUCAAGAAGAGUGUCAACAAAAACCCCAUGUUGCUGUCAGGCACCCAUGUGAUGGAGGGCUCUGGCAAGUUUUUGGUCACCGCUGUAGGUGUGAAUUCUCAGACAGGAAUCAUCUUAACACUGCUUGCUGCUGGUGAAGAUGAGAAGAAUGACAAACCAAAAAAAUCCCAGGUUUUACCCAUGGUAGAGAUGCAGCCGCUUAACGAGGAGAAAGAACCAGGCGAGAUGAAAACCCUACCAAAGAAGGAGAAGUCUGUUCUCCAGGGGAAGCUGUGCAAAAUGGCUAUGCAGAUCGGCAAAGCAGGUCUGAUUGUUGCAUUUCUCACUGUCACCAUCCUCAUCAUUCGCUUCCUGAUCAGUACCUUCUUGGUUGAAAGGGUCCCCUGGGCCCAUGCAUGUCUGCCCAUCUAUGUACAAUUCUUGGUCAAGUUCUUCAUCAUCGGUGUGACGGUGCUGGUGGUGGCUGUGCCUGAAGGUCUUCCUCUGGCUGUCACCAUCUCCCUGGCCUAUUCAGUCAAGAAAAUGAUGAAGGACCACAAUUUGGUUCGCCACCUGGAUGCCUGUGAGACGAUGGGCAACGCCACAGCCAUCUGUUCUGACAAGACGGGAACACUCACUAUGAACCGCAUGACGGUGGUGCAGACAUACAUUGCUGGACGCUACUACAAGAAGUUGCCAAAGCCAGACCAGAUCCCUGCCCCGAUCCUGGACCUGCUUGUCCAGGGCAUCGGGGUCAACUGCGCCUAUACCAGCAAGAUAAUGCCAGCAGAGAAGGAGGGGGGGCUGGCUCGCCAGGUUGGAAACAAGACUGAAUGUGCCUUACUCGGAUUUUCCCUAGACCUGCACCGAGACUACCAGACCAUCCGCAGCAAAAUUCCAGAAGAGAAGCUUUUCAAGGUCUACACCUUCAACUCUGCGAGGAAGUCCAUGAGCACAGUGCUAAAGAACCAUGAUGGCAGCUACCGAAUGUACAGCAAAGGGGCGUCUGAGAUCCUGCUCAGGAAGUGCUGUAAGAUCCUGAUGGAGCCUGGCGAGGUUAGAGCCUUCAAACGUCAGGACCAAGACAACGUGGUGAAGAAGGUUGUUGAAUCCAUGGCGUCAGAGGGCCUAAGGACCAUCUGCCUCGCCUACAGAGACUUUCCUACCACUGACGGAGAGCCUAACUGGGAAGACGAGGCCCGCAUUCUCAGCGACCUAACCUGUAUUGCACUGGUUGGCAUUGAAGAUCCUGUACGACCUGAGGUACCAGAAGCCAUUAGACAGUGCCAGCGGGCCGGGAUCACUGUCCGCAUGGUGACCGGAGACAAUAUUGAUACUGCCCGGGCCAUUGCCAUCAAAUGUGGCAUCCUGCAACCCGGAGAUGACUUCCUGUGUAUGGAGGGCAAAGAGUUCAACCAUCGGAUCCACAACCGCCGGGGAGAGAUUGAGCAGGAGCUUAUUGAUAAGAUCUGGCCAAAUUUGAGAGUCCUUGCCAGAUCAUCUCCAACGGACAAACACACUCUGGUCAAAGGUAUGAUCGACAGCACCGUGCUGGAGGAGAGGCAGGUUGUUGCUGUAACCGGAGACGGAACAAACGACGGCCCCGCCCUCAAGAAAGCAGAUGUCGGCUUCGCCAUGGGCAUUGCGGGGACGGAUGUGGCAAAGGAGGCUUCUGACAUCAUCUUGACAGAUGAUAACUUCAGAAGCAUCGUGAAGGCUGUGAUGUGGGGCAGAAACGUCUACGACAGCAUCGCCAAGUUCCUGCAGUUCCAGCUCACAGUCAAUGUGGUCGCCGUCAUCGUGGCCUUCAUGGGAGCCUGCAUCACCCAGGAUUCUCCUCUGAAAGCUGUGCAGAUGUUGUGGGUCAACCUCAUCAUGGACACCUUCGCUGCACUGGCUCUCGCCACCGAGCAGCCAACCGAGGAGCUGCUGCUCAGGAAACCGUAUGGUCGGAACAAGGCGCUCAUUUCCCGCACCAUGUUGAAGAACAUCCUUGGACACGCCAUCUACCAGCUAGCCGUAAUCUUCACCCUGCUUUUCUGUGGUGAUACGCUGUUUGAUAUUGACAGUGGCAGGGACGCCCCCCUCCACGCCCCGUCCUCUGAGCACUACACCAUCGUGUUCAACGUGUUUGUUCUGAUGCAGAUCUUUAAUGAGAUCAACGCCCGCAAGAUUCAUGGCGAGAGAAAUGUGUUUGAGGGCAUCUACAACAACCUCAUCUUCUGCUUUAUCCUCCUGGGAACCAUUUUCACACAGAUCAUCAUUAUUCAGUUUGGUGGUAAACCAUUCAGCUGUGUUGGUCUGACCAUCGAUCAGUGGCUGUGGUGUACCUUCCUGGGUUUCGGCAGCCUCCUGUGGGGACAGCUGGUAACCAGUGUCCCCACCAGCUGGCUGAAGUUCCUGAGGCUGCCAGGUGAAGCCACGCAGCAGGAGAACCCUGAGGGUGAGAUGGAUGAGACCAAGACUCAGGAAGAGAUCGACCACGCUGAGAAGGAGCAAAUGAAGAGAAAGAGGUGGCUCCGCAGCUACAACCGCGUUUUGACACAGACUCGUGUAAUGGAUGCCUUCAGACACAGCGUGUCUCCCCGCAAAGGUCUGGAGAAACCUGAGUCUCGCAACUCCAUCCACAGCUUCAUGAGCAACCCGGAGUUCUGCAUCAAGGCCUCGGCUGCUCAGGUCCCCUUGAUCGUCAAAGAUGAUGCUGUUAACGAUAAAGUAGUGUAAAGGUUUCAUAUUCAUAUGAUGUCUAGUAUAAAUAUCUUUGACCUUAUGUAACCAUUGUUGUUGUAGUUGUCCAAAUAUGGCUAGUCCAUAUCUACGUCCUGUACAAAUGUCUGUCACGACGUGCUGUACCCGUGUUUUAUGUUUCUGCAGAACAGGAGCGUGCUGAAAACAGGUUGAGUCAGGCCCGUUUAUAUUGUGAUGUUACUUUUAACUUUCCUGUACAA
Molecule: messenger RNA, 3843 nt
Organism: Etheostoma cragini (Arkansas darter)
Lineage: Eukaryota; Metazoa; Chordata; Actinopteri; Perciformes; Percidae
Product: plasma membrane calcium-transporting ATPase 2-like
Exons: 20
Coding region: 224-3619 (1131 amino acids)
Biological process (GO): calcium ion transmembrane transport; regulation of cytosolic calcium ion concentration
Cellular component (GO): intracellular membrane-bounded organelle; membrane
Molecular function (GO): ATP binding; PDZ domain binding; P-type calcium transporter activity
Source: RefSeq, a predicted model, not a curated record